This is a messenger RNA of Sycon ciliatum, 3511 nucleotides long. Its product is annotated as DNA replication licensing factor MCM3-like. Lineage: Eukaryota; Metazoa; Porifera; Calcarea; Leucosolenida; Sycettidae. Bases 149 to 2638 code for a protein of 829 amino acids. Gene Ontology annotation, cellular component: MCM complex; nucleus. The transcript has 24 exons. Gene Ontology annotation, biological process: mitotic DNA replication initiation; DNA replication; double-strand break repair via break-induced replication. The record is from RefSeq and is a predicted model, not a curated record. Gene Ontology annotation, molecular function: single-stranded DNA helicase activity; ATP binding; ATP hydrolysis activity.
CCGCUGCUUGAAUGUUUGUUUCAACUGGAGUGUUUGAGUUGGGUAAGCUGAACGAUGGUAGAAAGCACGUACUCGUAACUAGCCAACUGCUCUUUUGAACCGAACCUCGUCAAGUCUCUCUUCUAACUGGCUUCGAAAAGCAGCAGUCAUGGACGUGGAUCCGCAUCUUCGUGACAUCCAGCGCCAAUAUUUGGACUUUCUGGAUGACGAUUCUGAUCAAGGAAUCUAUCAUGAGAAAGUGCGUGAGAUGAUAAGACGCGGCGAGUAUCGCCUGCUUGUCAACCUGAAUGAUUUGCGACGCAAACAAGGUUACACUACGCGUGCUGAAAACCUGUUGAAAGCUGCCAACGAGGAGCUAAUUGCGUUUCAGAAUGCCCUGCGUGAGUUUGUCAGCUCAGUCGACACAGCCUAUAGCAAGGAAUUUGAAGAGUUCUUUGUUGGGUUUGAAGGAAGCUUUGGUGACAAGCAUGUCACACCGCGAUCAUUGUCUGCUAGACAUCUCGGCAACUUGGUCUGUGUAGAAGGUAUUGUGACAAAAGCAUCGCUUGUCCGGCCCAAGAUCGUUCGCAGUGUUCACUUUUGCCCUGCUACAAAGAAGUCCACCCAGCGCACAUACACAGAUCUGACGUCCCUGGAAGCAUUCCCGUCCUCAUCCGUCUACCCGACUAAGGAUGAUGAUGGCAAUCCUUUAGAAACCGAGUAUGGCUUGUCAGUGUACAAAGACCAUCAAACUAUCACAAUCCAGGAAAUGCCAGAGAAGUCUCCAGCUGGUCAGCUACCACGCUCAGUUGAUAUUAUUGUAGAUAAUGACUUGGUGGACAAGUGUAAGCCUGGUGAUCGCGUGCAGAUCUCUGGUACAUAUCGUUGCUUACCAUCCAAGAAAGGUGCCUUUACGACUGGAAACUUUAGAACUAUUCUCCUGGCUAACAAUGUCAUGACACAGUCAAAGGAGACGACUCCUCUCCUCUCGGUUGAUGACGUACAGAAAAUUCGCCAGUUCUCCCGUCAGCGCAAACAUAAUGUGUUUGACACACUUGCUCGCUCUCUAGCUCCCAGUAUUCACGGACAUGAGUUCAUCAAGAAGGCAGUGCUCUGUUUACUACUGGGUGGUGUGGAGAAGACGCUGGACAAUGGCUCCCGUCUCCGUGGUGAUAUCAACGUGUUAUUGAUUGGUGAUCCAUCCACAGCCAAGUCGCAGAUGUUACGCUAUGUACUGCGAACAGCACCACGCGCUAUCACUACAACCGGACGUGGUACAUCCGGUGUUGGUCUCACAGCAGCUGUUACUACCGACUCUGAAACAGGUGAUCGGCGAUUGGAAGCAGGGGCCAUGGUCCUGGCUGACAGAGGUGUUGUGUGCAUUGAUGAAUUUGACAAGAUGAGUGAUAUUGAUCGUACUGCUAUUCAUGAAGUAAUGGAACAAGGUCGUGUCACAAUCAGCAAGGCUGGUAUUCAUGCACAGCUCAAUGCUCGAUGCAGUGUACUAGCUGCUGCUAACCCCGUCUAUGGACGAUAUGAUGAAUACAAGAAUCCCAUGGACAACAUUGGUAUGCAAGACUCUCUGAUCUCUCGUUUCGACUUGCUCUUUGUGGUGCUGGAUGAGCGGGAUCCGGAGCAUGAUCGGGAUAUUUCUGAACAUGUGCUGAGAAUGCAUCGGUACCGAGCACCUGGCGAGCAAGAAGGAGAAGUGCUACGCUUUGAAGGUGAUGGUGACGCACUAACGACAUUUGAUCUCAACCAACAGGAAGAGGAAGAGGAGACACCUAUCUACGAGAAACAUGACAAUAUGCUGCACGGUGAUCGCAGUAAGAGGGAGAAGAUUGUCUCUGCUAAGUUCAUGAGGAAGUACAUUCAUGUGGCAAAGGCGCUCAAGCCUGUACUGACCAGAGAGGCAUCGGACUUGAUUGCCACAGAGUAUUCUAAACUCAGAGUCCAAGAGAACACAGACAACGACAAGGCAAAAACGCAACCGGUGACAGCGCGUACUCUGGAAACUAUGAUUCGUCUUUCCACUGCGCAUGCCAAGGCUAGAAUGAGCAAGGAUGUCAUGAAGGUGGAUGCUGAGACGGCCAUUGAGCUAGUAAACUUUGCCUACUUCAAGAAAGUCUUGCACAAGGAGAAGAGCAAGAAGGCACGUGCCAGUGAUGGCGAAGAAGAAGAAGAGGAAGAGGAUGAGGAACAAGUAGAGGAGGAAGAGCCAAUGGAGCAGGACGAUGCUGCUGCAGCGGCUCCAGAGGAUGCUGCUCUCAAGAAGCCUGCGCAGCAAAGGCGCAAGCGUUCUGAGGGCUAUGAUCCGUACGACUUUGAGGAAGGUGAUCAAGACACCGCAGAACCAGCUUCGAAGCGCCGACGAGCAGCGAAGAGAGCAACAUCCACAAGUGCAACACCAGCACCUGCAGCGCCGGCAGUGAAGGUGUCUACAGAACGGACUGCGGCUUUCCGCUCUGCACUCAACCGUGCAUUCCACUCGAAUAACAGUCAGAAUAUGUCUCAAGGCGACCUCACUCAACUCCUCAACCAACACAUGAAGAAAACUGGCAAGGAUCUGUACACAACGCCUGAAGUCAAUGUUUUACUGGCUGACAUGCAUGAUGAGAAUGUUGUCAUGGUUACUGACGGUGAGGUCUUCUUGAUCUAGAUGAGCACACAUGGCCACUGUCCGACCAUACGUACAUCAUGCCACUUAGCAUCCCACCAUGUGUACAUGACAUUUGCCACCCGACCAUGUGUACAUGAUGCUUAGCAUCCCACCAUGUGUACAUGACGUUUGCCACCCGACCAUGAUGUACAUGAUGCUUAGCAUCCCACCAUGUGUACAUGACGUUUGCCACCCGACCAUGAUGUACAUGAUGCUUAGCAUCCGACCAUAUGUGCCUUAGCCUCCCACCAUAUGUACAUGACGUUUAGCAUCCGACCCUUCGCAUAUGGCGUUUAGUAUGGGUGACGACAACAGCAGCAGCAGCAGCAGCUACAACAGCUGCUGCUGCUGUUGUCCUCUUCUGCUGGCUUCCCCUUUUCGGCCAAGCUCUGCGGCUUCUUGACACAAUACCUGAGAAGAGGAGCUCGAUUUCUCUAGUUUCUUUUUUGACAUUGCUCGUGCAACUCUCUUUUUCUGCUCUUGUCUUUUGUAUUCCGGUUUUCAACUUUCUAAAUGAGUGGUCUCAUGUUUUUUAUUGUUUUCUGGAGUUGACAUAUUUCCUUUUUUACUUGCUUUGUACAAAAUACUUCAGUGGCAAUACUAGAAUAAGUGUCAUGCCUACUCUACAGCCAGUACAGGCUAUAGGCCUAUAGGCAGUUUAUAGGCAGUUUGUCUGAUUACAUGUAGUGAUGUUGUGUUGCUGUACUGCUGUUGUGCUGCUGCUGCUGCUGCUGCUGCUGCUGGUUAGGUGUCUGUCCAUUGCUAGCGAUUACUCUGCUCAGCUCUACUUCUAAAAUACCUCCUUGCCCGGGAGUAGCUGUAUUGGCAGUGUUCUGUCUGCAUCUUGUAUUCCCAUCCAUGGCCCAUAGCGGA